UACCAAAUUUCAAUUUUCUCUUAAGUUUCCAAACAGACCCUUAAAAAAAUUCAAAAUAAUCCGUAACUCUCUCCUAAAUCGUCUCUCUCGAACCUAUCCCCCCGGUCUCUCUCUACUACGGCAAACCACCACACAACCACCGGAAUCACACUCAGACAAUAAUGCAGCUUAGACCAGACGGCCUUGAUCAGAAUUUAAGCCCAAAUCUAUUAUGGGGUCAAACUUUGACCAUUUUUGUAGAUGGGCUAUUCUUUCUCAUUUUCUUGUUCAAACGACGGCCAUGGCUUCCAACCUCCUGAUCAAACUCCGAUCUCUGUCCACAGCCACGAAUGGCCACCACACCCUUGCUCGUCGGUACCUGAGCUGCGGAGAAGCACCGCUAAUCCUCAUUCGCAGUGCCGGAGCUAGACUCUACUCCGAUGUCCCGUCUUUACCCCAACCUUCUACUCCACUGCCUCGACUUUCUCAGUCCGGCGCCAAUUCUUCGACUAGUUCGUCGGUGGAUCAGUCUGAACUCGCCAAGUUCGCUUCCAUUGCUGAAACCUGGUGGGAUUCUGAAGGCCCGUUCAAACCAUUGCAUGCGAUCAAUCCUACUAGACUCGCCUUCAUCCGCUCCACUCUUUGUCGACAUUUCAGGAGGGAUUCAAACUCUGCUAGGCCUUUUGAAGGACUGAAAUUUGCUGAUAUUGGUUGUGGUGGUGGAAUUCUUUCUGAGCCUCUAGCUCGAAUGGGAGCUUCUGUAACUGGAGUUGAUGCUGGGGAUAAGAAUAUCAAAAUUGCACGCCUUCAUGGUGGUUUGGAUCCGGUGACUUCAACAAUCAAUUAUUGCUGCACAACAGCCGAAAAGAUGGUUGAAGAACAGAAAAGUUUUGAUGCUGUGAUUUCAUUAGAGGUAAUUGAGCACGUAGCAAACCCUGCUGAAUUCACCAAGUCUCUAGCAGCAUUAACUGUUCCAGAUGGAGCUAUGGUGAUGUCAACUAUUAACCGAACUAUGAGGGCAUAUGCUACAACCAUCGUUGCAGCAGAGUAUCUUCUUCAUUGGCUUCCCAUAGGUACACACCAAUGGUCAAGCUUUGUAACUCCUGAAGAAUUGACCCUGCUUCUACAGCGUUCAUCAGUUUCGGUCAAAGAGAUGGCUGGUUUUGUUUUCAACCCAUUGACUGGAAAAUGGUCUCUAUCUGAUGACAUUAGUGUAAAUUACAUCCUUUAUGGUACCAAAACGGCCUCUCAAUAAAAUAUACAAAUGAACUUUGGUCAUAUGAAAUAGAAUAAAGCUUACAAUAAAUUGGCAAUUUCUUUAUUUAUUUUAUUUUUUCUCUAUACAUUGAAUGUAUUAAAUUUUAAUACAUAUCAUUCCUUAAAAAAAUGAAUACAUCAUUGUCCUA
Messenger RNA from Cannabis sativa, 1385 nucleotides. Its product is annotated as ubiquinone biosynthesis O-methyltransferase, mitochondrial. Bases 212 to 1234 code for a protein of 340 amino acids. The record is from RefSeq and is a predicted model, not a curated record. The transcript has 10 exons. Gene Ontology annotation, molecular function: 2-methoxy-6-polyprenyl-1,4-benzoquinol methyltransferase activity. Lineage: Eukaryota; Viridiplantae; Streptophyta; Magnoliopsida; Rosales; Cannabaceae. Gene Ontology annotation, biological process: ubiquinone biosynthetic process.